AUGGCCUUCACCUUCGCAGCACUUUGCUACCUCAUCGCUUUGAUAGCAGUUGCUUUUUGUAUAUUUUUUGCUAUCUAUACGGUGAUAUGCAUCGAUGAGUUGAAAACGGACUACAAGAAUCCAAUAGAGCAGUGCCGCAGCUUGAACCAGCUCAUCCUUCCCGAGUACAUCGUUCAUGGCAUCUUCACCGUGCUUUUUCUCCUCUCCUGGCAGCUCUUCUCUAUUCUCAUCAACUCACCACUAGUUGCCUAUCAUGUUAUGUCGUACAUGCGCCGUCCCGUGAUGAGUGGCCCCGGCAUCUACGAUCCAACUCGUAUUCUCAACCGUCUCGAGUUGUCUCAUCACAUGCGAGUCGCUUGGAUUAAGCUGGCCUUUUACCUCAUCUCGUUUUUCUACUAUCUCUACGCAUUGAUCUACACGCUCGUCACUGCGUCGUCACGAGUUGCACGAAAACUCGGCCGGUACACGUGGCUCCCAUACUUGGCGACUCUUUUGGCGCUGGCCGCGAUUACGGCUUUCGUUUUGACGCAGUCAAUCCAUUCCCGACCUCGACUCCAAUCGUUUGGCUCUUUGAUUCUAAUCCUUCUCUUUUCGGUUUUGAUUUCCGAUAAUCCUGGACGAAUAAAAUGGCGUCCAGUCAUUUGUGGACUCGUUCUUCAGUAUUUGGUGGCGUUAUUGAUUCUGAAAUGGGAUGCGGGAAGGGAUGGUUUCCGCUUUUUGAUCGAUCAAAUCGUUUUCUUUCUUGGGUACACGAGUGCUGGCACUGAUUUCGUCUUCGGCUUCAUUCCAUCACCACCGAAUUUCUGCGGAAUGGACGGCCCAUUUUCGUUUACGUCUCUCCCAAUUUUGAUUUUCUUCUCGGCAAUCUGCUCAGCGGCCUAUUAUGCGGGCUUUGUGCAAUGGGUUUGCAAAAAAACAGCUGUCCUCUUGCAAUGGACAAUGGGAACGACAAGCGCCGAAUCGCUGAACGCAAUGGGUAGUGUGUUCAUCGGGCCGACAGACGGUUCCCUUUUGAUGCAAUUCGCUCUCCCCACAAUGACCUACAGUGAGAUUGUGGCCGCGCUCGCUGUUGGUUACUCAAUGUUGGAUGGAUCACUUUUUGCUCUUUACAUAGCUUUUGGUGCUUGUCCGACCCUUCUCCUCUCCGCCAAUGUGAUGAGCGCUCCCGCUGUACUCACGAUCUCGAAAAUCCUCAGCCCCGAGGUGCAAAAGAGUAAACAAGCCGACAUGGAGACGUUCGAGUUUCCACCAACUGAGGCGCAAUCCCUUCUUGACGCAAUUUGUAAGGGAGCCGUCUCCGCAAUGGGCGUCAUCUUUGCCAUCAUCGCCAACUUGAUCGUUUUUCUCGCCUUGCUGGCUUUUCUUGAUAAAGUAAUCGGUUUCGUUUGCGAUUGUGUCGGCUACGAGGACGUCACUUUCAAUAAAGUCCUUGGCUGGGCCUUUUUCCCGUUGGCCUACGUGAUGGGCGUUUCAGAUGCGGACACGUGGGAAGCGCAGAAAAAUGAGAUUUUAAAGGUAGCUCAAUUGAUUGGCACAAAAACGGCGCUAAACGAGUUCAUCGCCUAUCAACAAAUGCAGGGAAUGCUGCUGAAUGGAGAGAUUGGAUCCCGCGCCCAAUUGAUGGCGAUUUAUUGUCUUUGUGGCUACUCGAAUCCUUCACAAAUCGGGACACAACUCGGCAUUUACGGAGCGAUGUGUCCAAAGAGGAAAAAGGAUUUUGUGACAGCCGCCCCAAAAGGACUCCUCAUCGGAUCGCUGGCUUGCUUUAUGACGGCUUGUGUUGCAGGCUCAAUAAUCACCACCGAUAUGGGCUGUCGACCGACGACGAACCCGCUGUGUUUCGAUGUUUCAAAUGGAACAAAUCCCGAAUGGAUUUCGGCGCUU
Mesorhabditis belari is the source of this 1884-nucleotide messenger RNA. NCBI's taxonomy places the organism in Eukaryota, Metazoa, Nematoda, Chromadorea, Rhabditida, Rhabditidae. The record is from the annotation of a GenBank genome assembly.